Molecule: messenger RNA, 1776 nt
Organism: Nicotiana attenuata
Lineage: Eukaryota; Viridiplantae; Streptophyta; Magnoliopsida; Solanales; Solanaceae
Product: transcriptional activator TAF-1-like
Exons: 14
Coding region: 151-1437 (428 amino acids)
Biological process (GO): regulation of DNA-templated transcription
Cellular component (GO): nucleus
Molecular function (GO): DNA-binding transcription factor activity; sequence-specific DNA binding
Source: RefSeq, a predicted model, not a curated record
UCUUCUUCACUCAAUUUCUCUCUCUACAAUUUUCUCAUUUUCUCUCUCUUGCCAUAUUCUCAGUUGGCAUAAUAAUCUUGGUCAGUAAGUACAAAAGGAGAUAAUCAUUUCAGCAGUGAACUAGUAGAGCAUCUAGUUGCUUUCUGAUACAUGGGAAAUAGUGAGGAAGGAAAAUCUUGUAAGCCUGAGAAAUCAUCUUCGACCGCACCAGACCAGAGCAAUAUCCACGUGUAUCCUGAUUGGGCAGCUAUGCAGGCAUAUUAUGGUCCUCGAGUAGCUGUACCUCCAUAUGUUAAUUCUCCUGUUGCACCUGGUCAUGCUCCUCAUCCUUAUAUGUGGGGACCCCUACAGCCUAUGAUGCCACCUUAUGGUGCACCAUAUGCAGGAAUCUAUGCGCAUGGUGGUGUUUAUGCGCACCCUGGAGUUCCUAUCGUGUCUCGUCCUCAGGCUCAUGGAAUGACAUCAUCUCCUGCUAUCAGCCAAACCAUGGAUGCUGCUUCUUUGAGUAUGGACACUUCUGCUAAGUCUUCGGGGAAUACUGAUCAACGCACGAGUAAGUUAAAAGGUUCUAAUGGGCUUGGAGUCUCAAUAGGAAAUUGCUGUGUUGACAAUGGCGACGGUACCGACCAUGGACCUUCUCAGAGUGGGCAUACUGAAGGUUCAAGUGAUGGAAGUAACAUACACACAACAGAGGCGGGUGAGAACAGUAAGAAAAGAAGCCGUGAGACAACUCGUAACGACUCUGGUGACAGAAAGACUCAGACACGAAGCAGUCCACAACCUAGGGAAGUAAAUGGUGCUACCAAGAAGGAAACUUCUAUAGCUAUUAGUCCUGGUAACAUAGCAGAGAAAGUAGUCGGAACAGUAUUUUCUCCAACCAUGACUACUACUCCGGAACUGAGAAAUCAUGUCGGUACACUAGUGAAAGCUAGUCCAACUAAUGUUUCACGAAUCAGUCCUGCAGUGCCGGCCGAAGUUUGGUUACAGGAUAGGGGUAAGAAUGAACGUGAGAUCAAGCGGGAGAAGAGGAAGCAGUCUAAUAGGGAAUCAGCAAGGCGAUCAAGGUUGAGAAAACAGGCAGAAGCUGAAGAAUUGGCAAUACGAGUUCAAUCUUUAACCUCCGAAAAUUUGGGACUCAAAUCAGAGAUAAACAAAUUCACUGAAAACUCUGAGAAACUAAAGCUUGAAAAUGCCGCUUUAAUGGAGAGACUGAAAAAUAAACGACGAGGACAAGCAGAAGAGGUAACUUUAGGUAAGAUUGAUGAUAAGAGACUGCAACCAGUUAGCACAGCAGACCUAUUAGCAAGAGUCAACAACUCUGGUCCGUUGGAUAGAACCAACGACGAUAGUGAAAUUCGUGAGAAUAAUACCUCAGGAGCAAAGCUUCAUCAACUUCUUGAUGCUAGCCGGAGAACUGAUGCUGUGGCUGCUAGAUGAUCAAUAAUCACGACCGUGCCCGCCCUUUGGUGCAAGUUUCACUCUUACUGUUAACGCGCAGAAGCACAAUACAAAAAUGCAGAAUCGGAUUCUGAAACUUCAGAAAUUCUAAUUUUACCUAGUUGUAACUUAGCCAUGGACGAAGCUGAGGAAUACUUUUUUUUCCCCUUCACUUCAGAAUGCCAUAUUGCAAGGUCUUUAUGUAAAUUGCUAAUGUUAGUCAUACUAGAAAACUUGACUGGAGUGAAAAGAUUUUGGUUUGGAUGUAUAAAAGUAUUGCCUAUGGAAGCAGUGAACAAGUGAUCUUUGUGAUAUGACUGAUGCCUUUGUUGAAAAAUA